Coregonus clupeaformis (lake whitefish) is the source of this 2043-nucleotide messenger RNA. Its product is annotated as fez family zinc finger protein 1-like. NCBI's taxonomy places the organism in Eukaryota, Metazoa, Chordata, Actinopteri, Salmoniformes, Salmonidae. Bases 327 to 1631 code for a protein of 434 amino acids. The transcript has 4 exons. The record is from RefSeq and is a predicted model, not a curated record.
UCCGUCCACUAAAGAACAGCUCCUUUGCGACACUGGUGAGACACGCGUUCCCAUAGCAGUAGCCUAGUAGAUGGGCCACAAGUGGAGAAUUGAUCAAUUAUCUACUUUACUUUUUCUUCUUGGACGGUGACUAUUGGUGAGGUCUUGGCUGAUUAGACAUAAGUGCUGAUUUUACAGAAUAAACGCAAGCGGGAACAGUGAGGGGGCUCGCGUCGACUCAGAGCGUGCGGAAUGAUGUCCUUUCUAGCGGGGCAGUGAGAAGGAAUCAAAGGUAUCUACAAAAGGAGCACCAACGCCUGCUUUUCAAAGGUGUUGUUUUGAAAGUUAUGGACAGUGCGCUCUACCACUCAGCGGGAAUUUUCGGCUCCCCCUCGGCUUCUGGAAACUUGACUACGGGCGGAAACAUGAUCACCUCCACCAAGCCUCUCGCUUUUUCGAUCGAACGGAUUAUGGCCAGGACGCCCGAGCCAAAGUCGAUACCUUUCUCCAACCUGUUCCAUCACACUCCGGUGGGUAAAGCGGUCCCGAAGCAGGCGCUCAACAUGACUUCAUCAUCACUGCAUUGCAUGAUACCAUUAGUGCCAUUUGCAUACGAACCGGGUCAUAAACUAAAUAUUAAUGGAUUAGAUACGAGUCACCUUGACGCUUCCUCGUAUAAUUCAAAUGAGUUGGUCAGCAUUGGUUUGAACUAUAAGAACGAACAACUAGAUGUGAGCCCGUCGGUGGGACAAUACACACUUUUUCGACCACGGGUGGUGAAUCAGUCAUCUUUUCAUGCCAUGGGCCCAGUGUGCUACCUGAACUGCGGGCAGAGUGCAUGCCCACCCCCAUCCAGCAUCGUAAACAUCCACCCCAUGGCUUCCUACUUUCUCAACACUCCGCUGCAACAUGCGCGCCAGAGAGCUUUCCUCGCGGAGAAAAAUAAAGUGGCUCACUGCGCAGACAGAUACGCAUCCGGAGUAAAAGACAUUUCCCAAACUCAACUCCAUCACUACAUGAAAGAGAGCGCACAGAUUAUAUCGGACAAACUUUUCAAGGGCUCUUCCAAUUUGAACAGUGGUUGCCCAAGCGGCAAACCCAAAGUAUUCACCUGCGAGGUUUGCGGAAAGGUGUUCAACGCCCACUACAAUUUAACGCGCCAUAUGCCUGUGCACACUGGAGCGAGACCAUUCGUCUGCAAAGUAUGCGGCAAGGGAUUUCGACAAGCAAGCACCCUUUGUCGCCACAAAAUUAUUCAUACUCAGGAAAAGCCUCAUAAAUGCAACCAGUGUGGAAAAGCAUUCAACCGGAGUUCAACUCUUAACACUCACACACGAAUCCAUGCAGGUUACAAACCUUUCGUCUGUGAGUUCUGCGGCAAAGGAUUUCAUCAAAAAGGUAAUUACAAGAACCACAAAUUGACACACAGCGGGGAGAAACAGUUCAAAUGCAACAUCUGUAACAAGGCCUUCCACCAAGUGUACAACCUGACGUUCCACAUGCACACGCACAAUGACAAGAAGCCCUUCACGUGCCCAACUUGCGGCAAGGGAUUCUGCCGGAACUUUGACCUGAAAAAGCACAUCCGAAAACUACAUGAUCUCUCUGGAUCCCAAUCCCCUGCCACUCUCGCCACAGGCGAAACUGACUAAAAAGUUCAGAGGCUAAAAUGCCAACCAUGCGCCUUUACGCACACUGAUUUGCCCAAAUCUGGAAUUACGCAUGCGAGUUCAGACCGUGCCAAGAUGUUUUGGACUAUUCUAUUAGUACAUAUUUUCCUUGAAUUUGACAUUAUAAUGUCAACAACUGUUGUUUUAAAUCUCAGGAUUACUGUAAAAUGUCGAUAUUUAUUUGAAACUUUAUAGGCUAAUAAUUUAAGAGAAUAAUUGAUGAUUAUGUACAAAUUAUGUUUUGCUGUGAUACGUGUGGUAGUCUACCCCAUUUUAUAUGAUGACCUUGAUAAAGUUACAUGAUUUCCCAACACUUGUGUAUAUGCAAAGUUUUUAUGCAGGUGCACAAACUCAAUCAUUUAAGUUAUGAAACGAAAAUAAUGACAAUAAAAUG